AUGUUUUCUCAGCAGUUUCAACUCGGUUCAUGCAGGUUGAAGUGUCGGGUGGUGGUGACGUUUGUCCGCCUGCUGGAGGAGAUGUGGCUGGGAAGGAGCUCCAGCUGUGCGCCUGUGGAAGCCAGGUCAGUGCUGUGCUCAAUCCUCCCCCAGUUCAACAACUACUCUCAGCAGGACGCCCAGGAACUGCUGCUCUUCCUCCUCAACGCACUCCACGACGACCUCAAUAAGCACAAGAUGCGCUCCUCAAAACGACCAAGACAAGACCAGAAGAGGAACUGUUUCCCUGCGGUGGGGGGGUCCACCAUCGUGUCACAUCUGUUCGAGGGCCAGCUGGCCUACAUGACCCUCUGCAUGCACUGCGACCACCAGACACACAGCACUCAGACCUUCACUGUGCUGUCACUGCCUCUCCCAACAGACAUCAAUAAGUGCUCCAUUCAGGACUGCCUGUCUCUGUUCUUCGAGCAGACCGUCCUGACCGGGGGGGAGCAGAUGUUGUGUUCCAUGUGUGGGCUGAGGAGAGAAACGACAGUCCUCACUUGUUUAGACAAACCUCCAGAGAUCCUCAUGUUGCACCUGAAACGGUUUGGUUGUAAGGGGAAGAACCAGAUGAAACUGAAGACUAAUGUCGAGUUCUCCUCGAUGCUCGACCUCUCCCCGUUUCUGUCCAGCUCAGUACAGAACAACUCAUUUUCUUCAUACCACCUUUAUGCUGUUGUGAACCACAUAGGUCACCUGAACAUGGGUCACUACACCGCUCUGUGCCACAACGCGCUGACUCGGACCUGGCACUGUUUUGAUGACUCAGCAGUCAGAGAGGUCCAGGACAGCCUUGUUCAAUCUCCCAAUGCCUACAUGCUGCUCUACAGCCGCAAGCCCUUCCAGAAGCCCAACAUCCACGGACUCUGAGCCCAGCAGGCCACAUGUGCUGUUUAAUGGAUACCCUGGUGUCUAUCGUUUGUUAAAAGAAGUCCAGGGUAAAUCAGUUAAGAAAGCAUUCUUUAAAAGAUAUCUGCUCUUUAUUUUCGCUGGCAUAACCACAACGGCUCUUUGAAUAAAUAUCCAAUAUUGUCUUGUGUGUAAUAA
Messenger RNA from Notothenia coriiceps (black rockcod), 1089 nucleotides. Its product is annotated as putative ubiquitin carboxyl-terminal hydrolase 50. Gene Ontology annotation, molecular function: cysteine-type deubiquitinase activity. NCBI's taxonomy places the organism in Eukaryota, Metazoa, Chordata, Actinopteri, Perciformes, Nototheniidae. Gene Ontology annotation, biological process: protein deubiquitination. The record is from RefSeq and is a predicted model, not a curated record. Bases 1 to 912 code for a protein of 303 amino acids. The transcript is spliced from 5 exons. Gene Ontology annotation, cellular component: nucleus.